Messenger RNA from Erpetoichthys calabaricus (reedfish), 1872 nucleotides. It is a transcript of the gene mgat2, whose product is annotated as alpha-1,6-mannosyl-glycoprotein 2-beta-N-acetylglucosaminyltransferase. The record is from RefSeq and is a predicted model, not a curated record. Gene Ontology annotation, cellular component: Golgi stack; Golgi membrane. Gene Ontology annotation, molecular function: alpha-1,6-mannosylglycoprotein 2-beta-N-acetylglucosaminyltransferase activity. The transcript is spliced from 2 exons. Lineage: Eukaryota; Metazoa; Chordata; Cladistia; Polypteriformes; Polypteridae. Gene Ontology annotation, biological process: oligosaccharide biosynthetic process; protein N-linked glycosylation. Bases 440 to 1720 code for a protein of 426 amino acids.
GACACUUUGCGAAAUCCCGCGCGCAGUGUGACGCCACGCGCCAGAAGUCCGGGGUCAGCGUUGAUUCCGGCAGCGCAGCUGGAAGAAGGGGCGGUGGAGAAGAGUGAGAAAUGGAGUAAGGCGUUCUUGCCCCCUGUCACGGAACAUCAAGGAAAACGGCUGUCAAGUCAAAGAGAGACGGAGCUGUACUGAAAACAAAUAAGAUCAUCCUGUUUUUUGUUCUUCAAAUAUGCUGAACUGGAUGUGCUUUGAAGAUCUAGUAAGAAUACCCAUGGUUGUGAGAAUACCCCAAAUGAAACUGGACACACCAUCCAUCCCUCCCACAUAUUAUCAGUGGUGGCUUGUACUUCUGGGUAGUUUAUAGCUUGCCUUUUGAGUUAAGCUAUACCAGGCACCUUAUUUGCUUCAUAUAUUUGGUUGUGUGGCAUUACUGCCUGCCAUGAGAUUUAGGAUCUACAAACGAAAGGUUUUCAUAUUAACUCUUAUAGUUAUUGCUUUUGCCUUUGCCUUUUGGAACAGUGGGAAGCAGAAGAAGGGAGAGCUUUUUGCCAAAGAGGCUAUCACGAAGAGUGUACUAGUGACCAGAAGAAUUUCCAAUGACACGUUGCCAGAGAAAAUCCAGAGGCCUGAAGUUGACAACAUGACCUUAGUUUAUCGUGGAAUUGUUUACCAGUUAAAUUUUGAUCAGACAAUCAAAAAUGUGGAAAAGAUAAAGACUCGUCAGAAAGAUGACUUAGUUGUAGUUGUGCAAGUCCAUAAUCGGCCAGAUUAUUUAAGACUGCUUGUAGACUCUCUUAGGAAGGCAAAGGGUAUAGAAAAUAUUCUGUUAAUAUUCAGCCAUGACUUUUGGUCACCGGAGAUUAAUCAAGUAGUUGCCACUGUUGACUUUUGUCAAGUCCUUCAGAUAUUUUUCCCUUUUAGCAUCCAACUCUAUCCUCAUGAGUUUCCAGGAAAUGACCCCAAAGAUUGCCCAAGAGAUAUUCCGAAGAAAGAUGCCUUAAAAUUGGGAUGCAUAAAUGCAGAGUAUCCUGACUCUUUUGGGCAUUACAGGGAAGCCAAGUUCUCCCAAACUAAACACCACUGGUGGUGGAAGCUGCAUUUUGUGUGGGAACGAGUGAAGGCCUUGCAUAACCAUAGUGGGCUGGUUCUGUUUAUUGAAGAAGAUCACUAUCUUGCACCUGAUUUCUACUAUGUUCUUAAUAAAAUGUGGAGCCUUCAAAAAGAACAGUGCCCAGACUGUGAUGUGUUAUCCCUUGGAUCUUACUCGCUUGCAGGUUUCCCAAGUAAGCUGGACAAAGCUGAGGUGAAAACUUGGAAGUCCACAGAGCACAAUAUGGGAAUGGCUAUGACCAGAGACACCUAUCAAAACCUGAUCAAGUGCACUGAUACUUUCUGUACUUACGAUGACUAUAAUUGGGACUGGUCAUUACAGCACCUUACUGUUACAUGCCUUCCAUACUUCUGGAAGGUCAUGGUUGCUGAAGCCCCUAGAAUUUUCCAUGCUGGUGACUGUGGGAUGCACCACAAGAAAGCCUGUAUGCCUUCAUCCCAGAAAUCAAAAAUUGAAAGCAUUCUGCAGAAUGACCAAAAUCAUAUGUUUCCAGAGACUUUGACCUUAAACAAACUUCCUAUGUCUAAGAUUGCCCCACGAGUAAAAAAUGGAGGCUGGGGUGAUAUCAGGGAUCACGAACUGUGCAAAAGUUAUCGCAGAUUACAGUAACUCUUCUCCUUCUUUGAACUUGUAAAUGCCUUUACUUUUUCCUCUUUACUGACUGUUUCAAGAUGAUUUUAUGGGAGUGUGGUGAAUCAGAUAAAAUGGGUGUGGGCGUCAGUGUUUUUUAAUUAUUAAGUAAAGAUUUCUUUUGAGAUGGG